This is a messenger RNA of Neocloeon triangulifer, 3891 nucleotides long. It is a transcript of the gene PKD, whose product is annotated as serine/threonine-protein kinase D1. Lineage: Eukaryota; Metazoa; Arthropoda; Insecta; Ephemeroptera; Baetidae. Gene Ontology annotation, biological process: protein phosphorylation. The record is from RefSeq and is a predicted model, not a curated record. The transcript is spliced from 16 exons. The coding region runs from base 332 to 2719 and encodes 795 amino acids. Gene Ontology annotation, molecular function: ATP binding; protein serine/threonine kinase activity.
UCCUUUCCGUUCUCCAAUCCCAAAGCAAGCUUCGCAAAGUAUAAAGAGCGAGGCGAACCACAAACUAGUGGAGCCGAAGAUCUCGCUGACAAUUUGUCGCACCGCCUCCCCUUCCUGCGGCCGUCGUGACCUGAAAUCGUGCCGCCGUAGAUUCCAGGUCGUCGGCCGAGCCUUGUAAUUCCUGCGUAACGCCUUCAGAAAACUCGUUCAAUUAAAAAUCGAUGAUCCGAAAUAAAAGCAGCUGCUGGAGCUCUCAUUCACUGAUGCAUUCAAGAGGAGUCAUUCUUCUUUAAAGAUCUAACAGCAUUAAUUUACAGCAAACAACAAAAAUAUGGAGAAUCCUGAGCAAACCUUUCUGAUGCAAAUGGGUCUGACCAGGGAUGCUGUGACCUGCUCUAAUCCCACAUUGCCUGUUCUGAAGGAAUUGGCUGCAGAUUUCUUGAACAACAAAUUCCCUGAUCAUGGCCUCACUAUACCACCUGACAGGAUUCUAUUAUUCCUGCACGACUAUAACUCUGACAAUAUUCUGCAGAGAGUUAACCCUAACACUGAGGUUCCCGAAGGUUCACUGAUUGAAAUAGUUCUCUCUGGUCAGCAACCAAAGGAGGAGGCUCGGGUUUGUCCUCAUGCCUUGGCCGUGCACUCCUACAAAGCACCAACGUUUUGUGACUACUGUGGUGAGAUGCUGUUUGGGCUGGUGCGUCAAGGCCUUAAAUGCGAGGGCUGCGGCCUAAACUACCACAAGCGAUGCGUGGUCAAGGUGCCGAACAACUGCAGCAACAAGGCGCGCCGCAUAUCAUCUUCUCACACUACGGCCCCAAGUCCUUCUGGGUCACAGACUUCGUUAGUCUCGGACGACAGCAACCUGUUGUCUGUGCCCGUGACCUCGCCCCCAAAGCCCCGUUCUCCCUCUUUGGGGGGCCGAGUGGCCAUCAAGAUUCCGCACACGUUUGUAGUGCACAGCUACACAAGGCCCACUGUGUGCCGGGUGUGCAAGAAGCUGCUCAAGGGACUGUUCAAGCAAGGCCUCCAGUGCAAGGACUGCCACUACAACACUCACAAGAAAUGUCUCGAGCAUGUGCCGAAAGACUGCACUGGCGAGGAAUCAGUUCGCGAGCUUUAUGAGAGUGCAGCCGAGAAAGAGAACAGAAAUGAUGAGGAGAGCGACGGUGGCGAAUCUCCCACUGGGAAUAGAAGAUCACAAGGCUCCCCGGGACCUAGUCAUUGUUCUAAUGGCAAUUAUUAUGAAAUCAUGCCUUCUGAGAAUAACGGAUCAGACGAAACAGUCAACAGACCAAUGAGCUCAACUCCAAGCAACAACAUUCCGCUCAUGAGAAUUGUGCAGUCAGUGAAACAUACCAAAAAAAGAGGUGGCUCCAAAGUCCUAAAAGAAGGCUGGAUGGUGCAUUGCACUAACAAAGAUAAGACUCGCAAGAGGCAUUACUGGCGCCUUGACACUAAGACCAUUACACUGUUCCAAAAUGACACGAGCAGCAAGUAUUAUAAAGAGAUGCCCCUUUCUGAAAUCUUGGCUAUCGAGACGGCUAAAAUUAUGCACGGAGAGUUCAUGCACUGCUUUGAGUUACGCACAGCCAAUGUGGACUACUACGUGGGUGAAGACCCGCUUUUCACUGCUCCAGGCACAUCGAUGCCUCCUGCGGAUAGUGGAAUAGGCUCUCAUGUAGCAAGGAGCUGGGAAACAAGUAUCAGACAAGCACUCAUGCCUGUUACAUCACAAGCUAGCAACCCAGUAAGCGAGAGCAGCAGUGGCAGCGAGAAAGAGGAACGAAUCACAGACAUCCAUCAGAUUUACCAGAUUUUCCCCGACGAAGUACUUGGAUCUGGUCAAUUUGGGAUUGUCUAUGGUGGUGUACAUAGGAAAACGAACAGGCCUUGUGCCAUCAAGGUUAUUGAUAAACUACGGUUUCCCACAAAACAAGAGGCUGAACUGAAAAAUGAAGUUGAAAUCCUGCAAGAUAUUGCACAUCUUGGAAUCGUUAAUCUAGAGAGGAUGUUUGAAAGCCCAGAGAGAAUUUUUGUUGUUAUGGAGAAACUUCGAGGUGACAUGCUGGAGAUGAUUUUGUCAAGUGAAAAGGGCCGCCUCUCAGAAAGAAUCACCAAAUUUCUGAUCACGCAGAUUCUCAUAGCCCUAAAACACCUGCACAGCAAAAAUGUUGUCCACUGCGACCUUAAACCUGAAAACGUUUUGCUCUCCACCAAUGUAGACUACCCACAAGUGAAGCUCUGUGACUUUGGCUAUGCCAAAAUCAUUGGAGAAAAGUCAUUCAGAAAAUCAGUAGUCGGCACUCCAGCAUACCUAGCUCCGGAAGUGUUGCGGAAUAAGUGCUACAACCGAUCAUUGGAUAUGUGGAGCGUUGGUGUGAUUGUGUAUGUGAGUCUCAGUGGAACUUUUCCAUUUAAUGAAGAGGAGGACAUCAAUGAUCAAAUCCAAAAUGCAGCAUUUAUGUACCCACCCAACCCUUGGAAGGAAAUAUCCUCUGAUGCCAUCGAUCUGAUUAACAACCUUUUGCAAGUAAAACAGCGCAAGAGACUGACUGUGGAUAAAUCUUUAUCUCACAUUUGGCUGCAGGACUACCAGACCUGGUGUGACUUGCGAAAACUAGAAGGACAGCUUGGAACUAGAUACCUUACCCAUGAAAGCGAUGAUGCUCGCUGGGAGUGCUACCGCCGAGAGGUAGCCAGUCGAGAUGUCCUUUGACACUCAUCAUGGGGAUGGUUGCGGUGGGUGAAAGGUAGCAAGAACAGCACAAGGAAUAACGCCUGCCUGCAGCUCUCAUCCUAUCUCAAGCAGUGAAAAUCAAGUGCCUUAAAACUUCUACGAUUUUAAUUUUGUAAGCUACAUUUGUGCACAUAUUUAUUCAGUACUUUAAAUUUAAACCAAAAUUAGUUGACCGUAUCACCAUAAAUGCAUUGUCAUAUAACAGAGUCUUUAAGAAUGAGAGUAAUCUACAUUUUAUUUUAUUUUUAACAGCCAAUUCUAAUUAUAUAUUGCUCAAUAACAUUGUAACUUGAUUACGCCUUAUUCUUUUGAUUGCGAGAAAAAUAAUAAUUAUGCAAGGGAGGGAAAUCUUCAUGUUAUGUGAUAUGCCUGAUAUGAUUCAGUGUAAAAGGUAUUUUUAGCGUCUGAGGAUUUAGAAGCCACUGAAAAUUUAAGAUGCAUUUUUUAUUCAAUGUGAGAUUUCUUUGCAGUUGCUAUUUUUCAUUUUAUUAGGCUCGAAACAGUUGGCAUCAUUAUGUAUUCAUCUAGCUUUACAAGUUAAUAUAGUUGGCUUGGAAUUUUUUAUUUUAAAAAUAUGUUGAUAAUUAAUGAAGCAUUUAUAUAUUGUGACUCAUUGUUAAAAUAAUAUUUAAGUGGUUAUGCAAAUUAUUUCUCAUUCCGGCAUUCUAAAUUGCCUAGGUAUAAGGAUAAAACUAUUACACUUACAUUUAGAGAAAGUUAAGCAAGUACUCAAUUUUUUUCAAGCAAAAAAUUAUUCUAAUGAUUAUAAGGACGGAUGAAGUAAAUUUAGAUGGCAUGUGGAAAAACAAGUGUAGCUAAUUCACCAACGAAUUUUUCAAGCAUAAAAUAUUCUUGGACUAAUUAUCUUAAAAAUAUUUCUGUGGUACUUCGUCUGUGAAAAAUUGAAUGUUGUUAGCUUCAAAUAUUGGUUGCAGCAUUCUGACUGCUGGGCCUUUGGUUCUUAUUAACGCAUUUUGUUAAGUAAGCGCACACUAUGUGAGUCUUCCAAACAAAAUUCCUCGGCCUAAGCCUUCUGCUCAGUUUAAUCUGUGUAAAAUACUCAUGAUGCAAUUUUGUUCUGGAAUUGGUUGUAACAAAUGUAGUUCUUAUAUACAAAAUAAAACACUAAAUUAUUGUUGAGAUUCUUACAA